AGAUGAUAAUGACAGAUAAUUCAGUACAGGAAUUUGGAUAACAACAAUUGGGUGUGAACAAUUGAAAAUAUCCAGUAACUUUAUCUAAGAAUGUGAACCUAAAUUAUCUGCAAACUUUUCAAAUCAAAAUGAACAUUGGCUCAAUUGAACUUGUUAGUAACAUUUAAACUGGCAAAGUUUAAAUCAAGAAUCCUAUCUCAAAAUCUUUUGAGUUUCGUUCCUCCUGUUUAGAAUGCCUUCAUUGAGGAAAAGAGUAUCCACAUAUUUCAGACAACUCAGUUUCCAUAAUGAACCCCGACAGAAGAAGCAUAAUAUUAAUGAAAAUGCAUUUAUAACAAAGUAUUUACAAGGACAUAUCUGUGUGAAAGACGGACCACCUAUAAUUUAUGGAAAAAAUCCAACCGAUCUUCCAAAUUACGAAUUAGCUAAGUAUGAAACAGGGUAUGAAACAAUUAUAUCAUGUUAUUCUGGACCUCACGGUGGUCUUACAACCGUUAAGAGGGUAGAGAAACAUUUAUCAAUACCAGAUACAGAUGAUUUCGACUUUAUUGAUACGCAAAUUGAAAAUGUACAACCAACAUUUCCAAUUAAAUCGGCAAAUAGAACGCCAGGUCAACCUGUAGAUAAUACCAAAAUGGUGAUCAAGGUAGCUGGUCAAGAGUAUUUUGUUAAAAAUGAUAUGAAAAAACAUAGGAAAAGUUUGAGUUUGGGUAGUAUAUCUGAUUUCAACAUCGAAAUAGAAAAAACAAAGAUAGAUAGAGAGUGUUACGGAGAAAUCGGGACAAAUAACAAUGACAGUAAACAUGUAAAGGAAAAUGAGAGACUUAAAAAUGAUGAAAUCAAAGAAAAAGAAAAAACAAAUGAGAAAAAUACAAUAAAAGUUGAUAAUAAUCCAAAGGAAUUGAAAUCGAAUCAAAAUAAAAACUCGUCUAAGCAAGAUAGAAAUAAUGUGAAAUACCGUCCACCUAAGGCCCGAAGAUCCGUUUCGAGGAAUGAAUCUCAGUUAAACAGGCAAAGUACUCAUAGUAACCAUUCGCAGAAGAAUUUCGAAUUGGCUAAAUCAAAGAGCGAAGGGAAUCCUUAUAGGCAUAAGGGUGCAAGAAAAAUUGUGGAAAGGCCUAAAUGUGGAUCUUCGUCUUCCCAAUCCGGUUCCAAUGAUGAUGCAAAACUUCCCAAGGAAUGGAACAAAAAGAACGAUUACGUGUUCGGAAUAUCAGAUUCUCUGUACGACACAAAUCUGGUUACGAAAGUCAAAAACGGAGAUCCAAUUGCAGAUUGUUUCGGUGUUAUAUCCAGAAAAGACUCCGUUAUACUAGCUGUCGCAGAUGGUGUCAACUGGGGGGAGAAGGCCUGCAUAGCUGCCAAAUCCGCCAUACACGGCUGCCUACACUACCUCAAUAAAACGAUAUUCAACGACACAAAACUUUUCGAAAACUUGGUCGUGCUGUCGGACCAACAGGCCACGUCUCCAACCAUAGCGGAGCCUCUCACGCACAUUUCCAACACCAGAGAAGUGUUCAUCUGUCUUCUGAGGGCUUUCAAUUGCGCCCACGAUCUAAUACUGGAGAACAAUGGAAUGUUGACAACUUUGACAGUUGCAAUUGUUUUGCCCUUGAAUCAGGAAGGGGCUGAGCCUAAGAGCGAGGAACAGAAGUACGUUUGCUGUGUUUGCAACGUGGGAGACACGUUGGCUUAUAUUUAUUCUGGGAGAUAUGGUAUAAGGGAGUUGACUAAGGGAUCUCACGAUAUAACUUCGAACAGAGAUAUGAGAGAUGCCCUUGGUGCUUUAGGACCAGUAGAUGGAAUAAACCCCGAAUUGAGCAAUCUAACAUUGUCUAUAACCACUUUGAACCAAGGGGACAUAGUGAUGGUUGCCAGUGACGGUUUAACAGACAAUUUCGAUCCGAGUGUUUGUAAAUUUACGGUGAACACAACAAAAAUCCAGUCCGGAGAUAACAAAGCAUCAUCUAAGAGGGCCCAAACUGUUGAAAAACCGCCUUCGACAUUGAAUAACACGUCUUCCUAUCGUCCAAUCAAACCGCCUAGACGGAGUCAGUUGAGUAGGGGAGAUAGGGCGGAUAGCGAAGAAUCUAAAAGUUCGAAAAAAUCCGAAGACAGCAUUUCGUCUGUUAACCACCUUCCCGAUGAAAAAACACGAAAGGGACCAAACAACGAUGAGAAUCUCAUGGAUAAUCCGUUGAUUGCACAUUUCGUUAAGCAAAAUUCAGUCGACGAAACCGACAGAAGGGCAAACGGACCACAAUCAUCUUCUAUUAAUAAUACGGGAAAACAAUCAUCGUCCAGUCAGGGAUCAAAAAAUUCUCAGGCUGUAAAUCCUGCAAAUCGAAAGCCGCAGCAAAAUUAUAAUUUUUUGAGAUCGAAAACUACGAUAGACUUCCAUUCGACGACCAAGAAGCCAAUAUUGAGAAAUGAAGAGGGGAUACCUUAUGUGACCCCUAUGCAGCGAUAUGAGCUCCAGUUGCUGCUAAUGGAAGACAUUUUGAAGCACGGUAUCUCGGGCCAGGAGCCCCCUUGUACGACUUCCAAAAAAUUAUGCGAGAAUCUGGUGAAUUUCACGAUCAGCAUAACGGCAGCUAAGAGACGAACUUUGGAAGAUAUGGAUCUCUAUUUCGACAAUAGAGAUGGAGUGUCUGUGGAAAUCUCACCUAUGGAGAAGAAACAGAGAAGGAAAAAGGGCCUCGAGAGAGUGUUGAAUCUUCCAGGGAAAUUGGAUCAUGUGACAGUCGUAGCAUGCAACGUUGCUCAUUUACCUGUCAACAUCAAGGAAUAACGUAGGAUCUACCGAACAUUACAGGAUUGAAUAAACUACAUGGCAUUACCAAAAUAUUGUAUUCCUUAAAACCGAAUGUAUUAUUUUUUUAAAGGUGUUUCCAUUUUGAGAGUACGAAUUUUACACAUAACUUUUCAUCGUGGGAAGUUGACGAGUAACUGCAAUAUUAUAUACACUUUUAAUCCAAUGCACAAGAUGAAGAGUAAUUAAUCAUUGUUUUUCCGUUAUUUAGACAAUGUAGAAAUUUAUUGUAUGUCCGUGCCAUGUUGCAAAGGCAAAUUAACCGUUAUCCAUUAUAUUUUUGUUAUGCAAUGUAUCCCAUAUUUAUUUAUUUGUUCAGAUGUGAGAUAAUCAUUUGGUAGACAACAAUAUACAAUUUUAUAGAA
Messenger RNA from Coccinella septempunctata (seven-spotted ladybird), 3177 nucleotides. RefSeq names its product PP2C-like domain-containing protein CG9801. Lineage: Eukaryota; Metazoa; Arthropoda; Insecta; Coleoptera; Coccinellidae. The coding region runs from base 233 to 2791 and encodes 852 amino acids. The record is from RefSeq and is a predicted model, not a curated record. The transcript is spliced from 9 exons.